Colletotrichum destructivum is the source of this 1056-nucleotide messenger RNA. RefSeq names its product Putative alpha/beta hydrolase-3. The record is from RefSeq and is a predicted model, not a curated record. NCBI's taxonomy places the organism in Eukaryota, Fungi, Ascomycota, Sordariomycetes, Glomerellales, Glomerellaceae. Gene Ontology annotation, molecular function: lipase activity. The coding region runs from base 1 to 1056 and encodes 351 amino acids. The transcript has a single exon.
AUGAGCCCCAGCCUCUCCCUCCUCGGCGGCGUCAUCGUCGGGAUUUUGUCCAUCCUCUACUAUGCCAACCAGCCAGCCACGCCAGAGAUGACGGGCCUCCAGUUCGACGCCGAGUUCUGGGCCGCCGCCGGUCCCCUCAUCGCCGUCCGGCCGCCCAGGAGACCUACCGACGCCCUCGAGCUCCGCGCGAGCGUCAACGCCGGCCUGUCCGCCAUCCUGAAGCACGCCCUGCCGGACGGCAUCGUCGAGACCAGGCACCAAUUCAAGUCCUUUGACGGCCAGACCAUCGCGCUGUACCAGUUCACGCCACCACCAAAGGCUGACGAGACCAACGGCACGCAGCCGGCGUUUAUCUACGUCCACGGGGGCGGCAUCGUGGGCGGAGACGUCGACCCGUACAGCCGGCCCCUCGCCGCCAAGGCCGCCCAGGAGACGGGCGUGUCCAUGUUCGCCGUCGAGUACCGCCUGGCCCCCGAGUUCCCCUACCCGACGCCCGUCGAGGACUGCUACGCCGCCCUCGCUUGGUUGAGCCUACACGCCAAAAGCCUCAACGUCGACCCGGCGCGCAUCGGUUUCUACGCCCUGAGUGCGGGAGGGGGCAUCGCCGCCGGAGCCGCCAUGAUGGCCCGCGACCGCCGCUUGUCACCUCCUCUGGCGAAGCAGAUCCUCAUUUACCCGAUGCUCGACGACAGGACCCGAGUGCUCCCAGAGAACCCGCUCUCGCAGUUCCUCACGUGGACCGACGCCUCGAACCGCAUCGGCUGGACCGCGUACCUCGGCGAGGGGAAGGCCGGCGGGCCGGACGUACCUGCUUACGCGGCGCCCGCGCGGGCGACGGACGUGGCGGGGCUGCCGCCCACGUACAUCGACGUCGGCGGCGUCGACCUGUUCUGCGCCGAGGCGGUGGCGUUCGCGGGCCGCCUCGCGGCGGCGAACGUGCCGCUGGAGAUACAUGUGUACCCGGGGCUCCCUCAUAUUUUUGACCUGUACGCCCCCGCGAUUGAGCUAACGAGGUGGGCAAAAGAGAACCGUCUGCGGGCGGCGAGAAGUUUAUGA